This is a messenger RNA of Carassius gibelio (silver crucian carp), 5860 nucleotides long. RefSeq names its product insulin-like growth factor binding protein 5b (gene igfbp5b). Bases 795 to 1589 code for a protein of 264 amino acids. Gene Ontology annotation, molecular function: fibronectin binding; insulin-like growth factor I binding; insulin-like growth factor II binding. Gene Ontology annotation, biological process: regulation of insulin-like growth factor receptor signaling pathway. Gene Ontology annotation, cellular component: extracellular region. NCBI's taxonomy places the organism in Eukaryota, Metazoa, Chordata, Actinopteri, Cypriniformes, Cyprinidae. The transcript is spliced from 4 exons. The record is from RefSeq and is a predicted model, not a curated record.
GCGCAUUAAUAUACGGGUGGUGCCUAUCUGCAGGGCGAUUCUAAUCGUGCUCUUUUGUGUGUAUUCGGAAUGUAUAUGUGAGCAGGCGUCUUUAUCAUGUCACAUCACAGUUGCCAUUUGACGCGUUUCGUCUUGAAUCUGUUGGAAAGCCGCUGAGCUUUGUACACGAAUCUGACGCUAUACUGGAAACAAAGUGCACGGAAGAUCUUAGAGGAGUAUAUCUUCGAUUUUGCAUGGAUUUGUGUUUUGCUCCGCGCUCCUGGCAUCACUGCGUAAAGGACUGAUCAUAUUGCCGAGGGGGGGAAAAGGCGCUGGCGCUGCGCCACGAUCUGGCAAGUGCGCCUCCCUUCACCGCUGUUUGGCUUAUUCAUAGUUAGGGGUUUGGAUGUUUUUAAAAAGGCAAGCACUGCUGUGAAGUUGAUCAGUCUGCUCAGAAAACUUCCAGAGGGGAAAGUGUCUUGGAAUCGGAGAGUCCAGAAUUUCAGUGCGCAACCAAUUGCGCACAAACUGGACUAUCGGAGAAUACCCAAGUGAAUCAUUUUUUAUAUGUACAUAUUUAUGUAAAAAAUCGACCGGAUUCUUCUUCAUUAUCUAUUUUUCAAGACUGUUUUUAUUUUUCUCAUUUUUAAGACACUCCAAGCUGUGCUUUCACUUUGCAUGUUGAGUUUUCACUCGAAUCUGAGCCAAUCGUUCAUGCGCUCUCAUAUCUAGUUCUUGCUUCUUCUUGUUUAUAUAAUAAUAAUUAUCAUUAUUAUCAUUAUUUAAAUCGGACCUCAUUAACUUUGAAACGAAGUAUGGCUCUUCUUGUGCUGGGUACAUUUCUCACGGCGUUGUCCAUCAGCGGAGGCUCUUUCGUGCCGUGCGAGCCGUGCGAUCAGAAGGCGCUCUCUAUGUGUCCUCCGGUCCCGGUGGACUGUCAGCUGGUGAAGGAGCCCGGCUGCGGCUGCUGCUUGACUUGUGCUCUGGCGGAGGGUCAGGCGUGUGGGGUGUACACCGGUACAUGCACAAACGGACUGCGCUGUCUGCCGCGCAACGGCGAGGAGAAGCCGCUUCACGCCCUGCUGCACGGCAAGGGAGUGUGUACGAACGACAAGGGACACAAACCACCGCACCCAUCCAUUGAUCGUGAAUCAAUAGAGCAUGAUGAUACAGUGAAGCCAGACACGACUGAAGACCAGAUUCCUAAAAUUCCGCUUUACCCCAAACCAGACGUAAUCCACAGCAGGAAGAAUGCUGCCUUGCUCAAGGACAAGAAGAAACAACAGGAGAAGCAUCGGUUACUGGUGCCGAUGGACUACUCCCCCCUUCCCAUCGACAAGCAUGAGCCUGAAUUUGGUCCCUGCAGAAGGAAGCUGGAUGGAAUCAUUCAAAGUAUGAAAGAUACCUCCCGUGUCAUGGCUCUUUCCCUCUACCUGCCUAACUGUGACAGGAAGGGCUUCUUCAAGCGCAAGCAGUGCAAGCCCUCCCGUGGCCGGAAACGAGGCAUCUGCUGGUGUGUGGACAAAUACGGCGUGCAGCUGCCCGGCACUGAUUACAGCGGCGGUAACAUCCAGUGCAAGGAUUUGGAGAACAGCAACAACAACGAGUGAGAAUCAACCCACCCUGAUCAUCAGACCUGGGUCCCACCUCCAUGUCCUGUCCCACCAGCCUACCCACCAGUCACUUUGUGAUUUUGAUGCAAAACGACAAAGACACACAACAGCUAUUACAAAAAUUAACAAUCAGGCUAAAAAGAAAAUGUUAAGGUGAGAUAAUCCACAGGAAUUGAUUUGACUGAGCGCUCAUCGCUAUCUCACUGGAUGCCAAUCAGAGGAGCCAUCUGCUAGUGCUGAGUCCCGGCAACAACAAAAAAAAAAAGUAUAAAAAUAUAUACAUACAAUUAUAUAUUUUUAUAGAAGCUGGGGUUUGAGCACCAUACUGUUUUGUUUAAAGUUAACAUAAAACAAAAUACAGAAAAAAGAAAAGAAUAUAUGGCAUAUUAACAGGGCUAUCUUGGUCUUUUACAUCUUUUGCUGUCAAGGUAACAAAGGAGAUGGCAGAAACUUUUACUAUUUGAAAAAAAAAAGAAAAGAAAAAAAAGUGUCGUUUUCCAAAAGAGAAGAAAGAAUGGAAAACACAUGGUAGAGAUCUGCUGAUACAGUCAUCUCUAUCUGGCUUUUUUUUUUUUUUUUUUUGGGUCCUGUCAGAGCACUUAUUCAUUGGGGAACCUGCUUGGAAAUAUGUAACUCCACCAAGUUCAGUGUAUGCUUGUGUGCACAAGCGUAUGUUUGCGUGCGCACGUGUGUGAGCAAUGAAAUACGGUAAUACCUUUCACAAAAAAAUUAAAUAACGUAUCCCUCCCAGAACAUAGUCAAAAGAAAACCAGGAUCCCAUUAGACAAAUCUGUUUCAGUGGCUCCAGACUUUGUAGCCUAACAUGCCAACCGUGCCUAUGUAAACAGACGCUGUCACGCAGGGUUACACGGGGUCCCGAAUGAGAAAAAAAGUCCACAAAGAAUCAAUCGGUGACCACGCCUAGAAAAGAAAAAAGGCCACUCUGGAAUAUUUUUGUAUCAGAUAUUAUGGCAUCUGGGCCGAGUUAAAAUCGAGACAGAUGCUGUAACCCUUAAACGCUCCCAGCAUUUGCGUUUGAACUUUGACGGACAUUCACCGUGCAAAGCGGUAGUUUCUUUCUGUCUGUAUUGUUUAGUUUUUUUCUUUUCUGAAAAACUUUUGUUAUGUGCUGUUUCCUUUGACUUCAUGGAGGUAAUGACAGUCCACUUAUGAGCCAUGUUCCUCGACCAUGUGGUUUCACCGAAACCUUGGUAUGUUACCUUUAACUCUAGAUAAUUGAAUGGUUUUUUUGUGUGUGUGUUUUUUUCUUUUCACUUUUCUUUUUUGUUUUGUUAUCCUUAACAAACUACCACAACGAUCAGGUGCUCAGCAGAGGAGUAUUAGCAUUAUCAAUUUGCAUAUUUCCAUCUGACCUGUCACAAUGACAACUUGCACAUUUAAAUGCAGGUCAGACCACUUUUUAAGACCCGCCCACUUUGACUGUUCACCAAUAGCUAAUAGCUCUUUUGGUCAGCACAAUGACAUGUUUCAUUUGUAUUCCUGUAUUUCAUCGGCGUUAUUAACCACGGUGGAAACAGAAGGUGCGUUUCACUACAUCGUCAUUCAGUGUGUGAGUCUCAGUGCCUUCCUACAUGCAAAUACAUUUGAAUGGUGACGUGAACGUUACACAAUAGCCAAGGGGAACGAAAAUACCUUUUUAUAUUGACGAAGGACCUCAGUUGCGUUCAAAUACAGCGUCAGAUUAGAAAUGAAAUCCGUUACACUACAUAGUAUGUCAAGCAGCUAUCAGAAAUCGCUCCCUGCGCCGAGGCUGAGGUAGGGUGAGAACGUAGUCCAGCUAGCUCAUUUACUGUUAUUUCUCUUAUGAAUAAGCUGACGAUUGAUUUGACAGAGACUGCAAAUGUGUGUAAUUGCUGACAAGAGUAUUUCCAAUCAAGCUAUACAUCCCACAGGGAUACUCACCGGUCAGCACUUGAAGAGUGAGUGAAGCCAUGCCACAAUGGGUCCGUCCGGAUCUUACUUCAGGGCCCGAAUGAUCAUAGUUUCAAUGCUGGGAGGGGGCUGUAAAAAUAGUCACUAACACCCUACCCUAUAGAGCUGCAUCUCUCCAGAUCUCUAACAUGUAAAUACCCAUCAUAACCAGGCCAGGAUGGAAUUCGCACGCAUUUUCCGUAUUUUAGACAUGGAGCUUUGAGAACUAUGUCCUAACUAGUAGCGGAAAACACAGUCAAAUUUGACGGCGUAAGAAAUUGUGAUAGAAAAGUUUGUGUGAAUGGCGGUCGUUCCAAUUUUGUGGAAUUCCAUGCAUGAAGAUUCCGUGUGGGCCUGGCUGUGAUUCCAAAUAACCAUGGGUCCGCAGAAUCUAACCACUGCAUGUCAAAAAGAUUAGUGAAUGUCAAUUGGUGGCAUGAAAGAUAGGGUGUGUGUGUGUGUGUUUUUAACCAGACUUUUUCAAAUGUCUUGAGUACUUUGUAGAAGCCUAGUCGCCUCUGUUAUUGCACAAUUAGCCUUGUAGGUGUCCAUCACCACAGGGUAAAAUCAGUAAUCAGCAUUAUCCAGGUUAUGAUCCAUGCCGAAAGCCCCCUCCCCAUUUAUAAAAGCAGCUUGCACUUAAUUCAUUACCUUGCCACACAGUUAGUGCCGUUUCAAAGUGAAUCUCAGUUCAGGUAUAGGAGCAGGAGCAGGCCUCGGACAGAUACCCUGCCUGAGUACCUUUGACAGGGUCUUUGCAGCCCAAGCCCUAGACCCGCAUCAUCAUUCAGUGGGUUUACCAGUAACACAACUCUACCAAUCACAGUCUAUUCUCCAUCUGCUCUUGAUAGACUUUGCAUCUCAGUGAUAUCCGGGUUAGAAGGAGAGCAUGUGAGAGCCUUAAGCAGUGAUCUUGUGCUGGGCCUCCGUUCACAACAUUUCGCAAUACACCUCCUUUCACAAUACAAACUGCAAAAAUGUAUUUCUUUAUCAGUAUUUGUGUCUUGUUUUCCAGUAAAUUCAUCUGAACACCUUUAAAACUAAUUGAAUUCACUUUUUAUUGUUUAAUUAUGCAAGAUAAUGAGUUGUUUUCAAAGAAUAUCUUGAACAAAAUUUAGGGACACGUUUGCCCAUAGCGUAAGAAAAAAAAAUUUCAAAAUAUAGUAUGAGCUAAAAUUCAUAUACUCAUCUUUAUGUUUCAAACAAGUUUGACAUACUUUCUUCUGUGAAGCGCUAAAGGAGAAGGUUAGUAAAAUGUCCAAGCUGCUCACUUCUAGGGUCUGUCAAUCUCCAAAAUGGACAAAAGAUGCACAAUAUGAAUCAGAAAUUAUGAAACAUGUCCAAAAGUUGUAGGAGAACUUUGUGUGAGGAAUGUAAUUCAAUUUAAUUCAAAACCUUGCUUUAUAACCAUUGACUUUCAUUUUGAGGAAAAGUGCAGCUUUGAUAUCCUGCUCUAUUUGUGUUCCAUGGAAAAAAGAAUGUCAGUGAGUAAACAAUGCUAGAAUUUUCCAAUAAUACAAGACAAAUUCUCUGAAUACGAGUGUUGUCUUUUGAUUCUCAAAUCAACUGAUUUGGUUUUAAAGGAUGUCUAGAUAUUUGUACUGAAAAACCAGACAAAAAUACUAAUUUUUGCAGUGCUUCACACUUCAAGGUAGAAUUUGUAGACAGACAGUCUCGGAAUCUGAUGAGCAGUCAUGCAACGAAUUAAAAAAAAAGUGUUUAUCCGAAAACCCUGAAUGUUAAAAGACGAUGCACUAUGGCUGAAAACCGUUUUACCUUGUUUCCCCAGGUCAUAUAAUCCAUCUGGGUGUCACUGUGAGAAUGGGAAAGAAAUGUAAUUAAUGUGAUUUUGAUCCGUUUUGAUUUGUAAUUAGAGGCAACAGACUAUCGAUUGCCAGGACGCAGCAUGUUGCUUUUGUGCUUAUCUGCUUUCAUCAGAUUCCGAAUCUCAUACUUGGGUAGACAGCAGAGUUCAUAACUUGCACUACAGUAGAAACGACAGGUUUUCUUUCUUUCUCUGAAUGCAUAAUGGUGUUUUUUUUAUGGCUUUCUUUUUUUGUUGAUGAGAAAAGACUUGAUGAUUGACCACCUAAAUGUGGCUUAAACUGGCAUGUGAAAAAGACCCAUUAGUGGCUGGAGGACUCUAAAAAUGUUCAGCAUUUGGAACUCUUAUUAAAAACCAAUAAAAUGAAAAAAAAAAAAAUAUUAAGAAAGUGAAUAUCACUGUGUAAUAUUUAUUCAACUUGUAAUUUAUGUACUCUUUUAACUUUUGUCUUUUUUUUUUUUUUUUUGUUAUGACAAAGCAUUUAUUUAAAUAAAGUUAUGUAUUCAUUUAA